This is a messenger RNA of Spathaspora passalidarum NRRL Y-27907, 1453 nucleotides long. RefSeq lists its product as uncharacterized. The record is from RefSeq and is a predicted model, not a curated record. The coding region runs from base 52 to 1059 and encodes 335 amino acids. Gene Ontology annotation, molecular function: oxidoreductase activity, acting on the CH-OH group of donors, NAD or NADP as acceptor. The transcript has a single exon. Lineage: Eukaryota; Fungi; Ascomycota; Pichiomycetes; Serinales; Debaryomycetaceae.
AGAUACUUUUAUCUAUUCAAUUAAUACAAAAAAAAUACACAAUUCAACAUAAUGACUUCUACUACAGUUUUUGUUUCUGGUGCUAAUGGUUACAUUGCUCAACAUAUUAUUAAACAAUUGUUAGGUAAAAACUACAAUGUUAUUGGUUCAGUCAGAUCACAAUCCAAGGGUGAAGAUUUAGCAAGUUUGGUUAACCAUUCUAACUUCUCCUAUGUUGUGAUUCCUUCAAUUGGGGACAAAGAUGCCUUUUACGAUGUUCUCCAAUCACAUCCUGAAAUCACUAUUUUUUUGCAUACUGCCUCCCCAGUUACUUUUGAAAUUGAUGAUGUUGAACGUGAUUUGUUAAGACCAGCUAUUGAUGGUACCAUUAACGCAUUGGCUGCGAUCAAGAAACAUGCACCACAGAUUGAACGUGUUGUGAUUACUUCUUCUGGUGGUGCUGUUUUUGGAUUUAAUAAUUAUUUCAAUCGCGGAACAAUUCAUACUGAAGAAAGCUGGAAUCCUAUCUCAUAUGAAGAAAGUAAGAGUGGUGAUGCUGUUAAUGGAUAUUUUGGUUCUAAGAAGUAUGCCGAAUUAGCAGCACUUGAAUUUGUUGAAACUGAAAAGCCAAAUUUUGAUGUUUCAUUUGUUACCCCAGUUUAUAAUUUUGGUCCACAAGCUUAUGAAGUCAAGGAUAAAUCCAAGCUAAACUUUUCUGCCGAAGUUGUUAACACCGUUCUUAAAUUCAAGAAAGAAGAUUCUAUUCCUGAAUUUGGUAAUAUCUUUGCUGAUGUAAGGGAUGUUGCUCAUGCCCACAUUGUUGCUUUUGAAAGCAAAGAAUCCAAAGGAAAGAGGUUGUUAGUUGCUUCUGACAAUUUCACGUUUGAUUCUAUUGCCCAUAUAAUCAAUAAGCAUUUCCCCAAUGUUCAAAUUCCUCAAGGUGAUUUAUCAAAAAAUGAGGCAAUUUAUGAGCAGAUGGUUCAAAAGUAUGAUAACUCUAGAACAAAUGAAAUCCUUGGAUUUGAUUUGAUUUCUCUUGAGCAAUCAAUCAUUGAUACCGUUGGACAACUUUUAGCUUAAAUGUUAGUAGUGUAUAGUGCAAUUUAUUCUCACAUGUUUACCCUGUGGGUAUUUAAUGAGUUAUAAGGAAGUCCUCUCAUCUUUGAUUCAAAAGUCUUUUCAAGUGGUCGUUGAACUUAUCCCGUACAAUAUUUAUAACUUUACUUGACUGCAAAACAAGUAGUUACAGUUUGUUUUAUUGAAUUACAAGCUUUUAAAACUAUAAUUCAAAAGUGUUAUUCUCGGGCUCUGUUCCGUGCUUUUCCUAGCCGGGUUCAUAGAAUGACCUCUGUGUAUCUACGUUUGGCAACUCGAUCAGCAGCUCGAUAUAACCGAUACCCAACUCCACAUCCGGUGUGUCAGUGUUAGGCCGUUCAACUAGAUUGAGGCCCAAACAUUUGACUAGUGCAUGAAA